AUGGUUUCCAUAAUGGAUUCACGUCCAAACAAAAAUCAAGAUUUCGCUUCUAAUCAAGAUAAAUGCCCUAAAUUAUAUUCGUGUGAUUUUGACCACAUGUAUGCGAGUGUUAAUGAUGUUUCUUGCGGUGGUAAUCAAUUUAAGGAUACAGAAACAAAACAAUUAAAAGAACUUUUGUUAUUGAAUUUAGAUUUGAUACAACAACAAUCAGAGCAAAUUGUCACUAAGGAUAAACAAAUAGCUGAAUUGAAACAAGAUUACGAAACGUUGAAAUUAAGAUUUGAAAGAAUGGAAAGAAGAGUCACUCUUAAAAGACAUAAGGGAAGUUCUACUGAAAAGUCUGAAGCAAGCAUCGCAUCUCAGGUAAAUUCAAACAGCACAACAAUAGUACAAAGUGACAUGGAUAAAAAGUCACCGCUUAUGGUUACUGCAAAAGAUGAAGUUGAACCUGGAAAAGACACAUUGGAAAUAUUAAAUUCGAGAAAGCAAGUGUAUAAAAGAAAUAGUCAAGAAGGUGACUCGAGUAAAAGGAGAAGAGUUAGCACCGGGUCUGGAACUUUGAAAAGUGUGUCCUCUUGUAAUAAAAAGAAAAGAACUACUAGUUUGUGUUCUGAUAAGAACACAAAAAACUCUGGUGUCAUGUCAGAAAUAAGUUAUGGUGAAACUGAUAAAAAAACUAUUAAAGAAAUAUUAAAACUAAAGACUGAUUCCACUUAUUAUACAAUAAUCGGUGAAAGUGAUAGUUGCUGGUCGACUGGAGAAGUGGAAAAUUUUAAAGAAGAAGAACAAGUUCAAGUACCCACAUGGAGAGAAAAACCAGUUGCUCCCUGUUAUGUCAUGGAGGGUACAGAAAAUUUGGGUGAUGAUGUUUUUAGUAAAAGACAUCAAAGGCUUGAAAUCGAUGAAAGAAGAAGGAAAAGAUGGGACAUUCAAAGAAUAAGAGAACAAAAUCAUGUUGAUAAGCUCAAACAAAAAUUAAACAAACAUCAAAACACACAAUCAUCAUCAGAACAUCCUCUGUCAUCGUUUUUCCCAUCGAUUGAUGAUCUUGAAGAAAUAUCAAUCGAAGAUGGACUUCCCGUUUUAGCAUUCGGUUUAGAAAUACCUUUUUUCGAAACCAGUGAAUUUAGUUUACCAUGGAGUUUACAUUUGCAAAAAAAACAAAAACUUUCAUCAGCAAGCUAG
Molecule: messenger RNA, 1185 nt
Organism: Pediculus humanus corporis (human body louse)
Lineage: Eukaryota; Metazoa; Arthropoda; Insecta; Psocodea; Pediculidae
Exons: 4
Coding region: 1-1185 (394 amino acids)
Cellular component (GO): MSL complex
Source: RefSeq, a predicted model, not a curated record